Molecule: messenger RNA, 3329 nt
Organism: Physcomitrium patens
Lineage: Eukaryota; Viridiplantae; Streptophyta; Bryopsida; Funariales; Funariaceae
Product: copper-transporting ATPase PAA2, chloroplastic
Biological process (GO): copper ion homeostasis; monoatomic cation transport
Cellular component (GO): membrane
Molecular function (GO): copper ion binding; P-type divalent copper transporter activity; ATP binding
Source: RefSeq, a predicted model, not a curated record
UGAAUAUUAAAAUCUGGUUCGGAGCCCGACGAUGGCGGGGUGAAUCUGUUGUUGUGGGAUCCAAUUUUAGCUCAUGAAUUUGGCGGCGCCAAUUUUGCCUUUGAACAGAGUGGAUAUGGUUGUGUCCUUUGAUCCAUUCCGUGGAUUUCACUCGCAAUGUGGAUUCCUCUUAAUGUCACCGCGAUGAAAAUGGGCCUACCGAGACGUUGAAUGGCGUCGAUUGAGGAUAGUGGGCCGUGUUGAGGAAUUGAAGUGGUUGCGUGCACUAAUUUGGUGUUUCCACGUUCAAUUGGGCUGGAUAAGGUUGUGGUGGAUACGAUGGAGGCGAGUGUUGUUGAAGGUUGAAUGAAGGAUUAGGAGCGCUAGCAAUUCCCGGUGUGAAAUGGAGAGUGUUUACUCUCUGCGGCUAUGCAAUGCCAGGGGCCUUGCUUGGCCAAUGAACGAGGCUGGUCAGGGUUUAAGAUUUUCUCGAAAUUGCUUUAGAAUUAGUGGGGCGCGCCAUGUGAAGGGGGUCUGCAGGAAGAGUGUGAUUGCGGUGCAGGUUAGGCAAGGGAUUUCCUCUAGUGAUGGCAAGAAUUGCAGUAGCAGAACAGAUUUUGUUAGACUUCAAAAAUGUGCAGCUUUGCGAACUGCUAGGGAUAUCCAGACAGUUGCUGUCGAGGCGGAGCAGGAACCAGCAAGUUCAGAUGUUGUGCUCUUGGACGUUGAGGGGAUGAUGUGUGGGGGAUGUGUUGCGCGAGUGCGGAAUUUGCUCACAUCGAGAGAAUUUGUAGAAACUGCCGCUGUGAACAUGCUCACAGAGACUGCUGCCAUUCGAUGUCGCGUAGGUACUGGAAGACGUGUUGAGAGCUUGGCUUCGGAGCUUGCGACUCAUUUGACUACAUGUGGUUUCCCAUCCAAGAUACGGGACGCCAGCGUUGAAGAGGGGAGUAUCGGAGAGAAGAGAGAUGGAAUUGCAAGGAAAAGGCAAGAGUCUUUGACCAAAAGCACCGCACAGGUGGCCUUUGCUUGGUCUCUGGUAGCAUUGUGUUGCGGCUCCCAUGCCAUUCACUUGCUGCAUUCUUUAGGUAUUCAUCUCCAUGGCCCCUACUUGAGUCUUCUUCACAAUCCCCUUUGGAAGUGCGCAAUUGCGUCUAUCACUCUUCUGGGACCGGCACGCGAUCUCGUGCUAGAUGGUUUGAAAGCCAUGGUGAGGCGGUCUCCGAACAUGAACACCCUAGUCGGUAUUGGAGCCUCCGCAGCAUUUGCCAUAAGUUCUAUAUCUCUCGCAAAUCCAAGUCUCAAUUGGGACGCGUCUUUUUUCGACGAGCCGGUUAUGUUGCUUGCAUUUGUGCUUUUGGGGAGAUCCUUGGAAGCUAGGGCACGCGCCAAGGCCUCGAGUGACAUGCAAGAGCUUCUGUCAUUGGUUCCAUCGAAGUCCAGGUUAAUAUUGUCGGAAGAUUCCGUGGGAGGUGGGGACGAGGAUGAUGAAUUGAGCGACGAGUUGCAGCUGCAGGUGGAGACCGAAAAAAUUCGUCCCGGCGACUGUGUUUUGGUCUUACCAGGAGAGUCCAUCCCUGUCGAUGGAAGAGUUGUUAGUGGAAAGAGCGCUGUCGAGGAGGCCAUGCUUACAGGGGAGCCUCUACCCGUUCCCAAAUCAAAGGGAGACAGUGUGUCCGCCGGAACUAUCAACUGGGAGGGGCCGAUCAAGGUGCAAGCCAUAACUACAGGGGCUAAAUCGGCUGUUGCCUCCAUCAUAAAAUUAGUGGAGGAAGCUCAAGCGCGAGAAGCUCCUGUGCAACGAUUCGCUGAUGCCAUUGCUGGCCCGUUUGCUUUCACAAUCAUGGCUCUGUCCGGUUCUACAUUUGCAUUCUGGUAUUUUUUGGGGACAAAUCUGUAUCCGGAUGUGCUAUUGAAUGACGCAGCUGGACCAGAUGGUGAUGCCCUACUAUUGAGUCUUAAACUUGCCAUCGACGUUCUGGUAGUAGCAUGCCCUUGUGCUCUUGGUCUAGCAACUCCGACUGCGGUUCUCGUAGGUACUUCAUUGGGGGCCAAAAGAGGUCUCUUGCUGCGAGGAGGAGAUGUACUUGAACGUCUCGCAAGCGUGGAUUCAGUUGUUUUUGAUAAAACGGGAACUCUGACCGAAGGCUGUCCUAGUGUCGCAGGAGUUGCAACUGUGCAAGGGUUCAGUGAAGAGGAGAUUUUGGGCCUUGCUGCUGCGGUUGAAAAGCACACAGUCCAUCCCAUCGGCUCCGCAAUCGUAUCCCAGGCUGAAACAAAGGGCAUCAAAAUUUCGCCAACCGAAGGACAGCUGACUGAACCAGGAUAUGGUGCUUUAGCAGAGGUCGAUGGGCGCAUUGCAGCUGUUGGUUUGUUUGAAUGGGUGUGUGGUUGUUGCAAGGAAGAUCCUUUAACCGAACGCUCUUCUCAACUAAGAGAGUUCCUGCAUGAAAGAUGUAGUACAUCAUGCUUCGAUAAAUCACAGACAGUUGUUUUCGUCGGGUUGGAAGGGCACGGGGUGAUCGGAGCCAUCGCGGUCACCGACAAUUUACGACAUGAUGCAAAGGCCACUGUCGCAAAUUUGAAAGCGAAAGGGCUCCGCACGUUUGUUCUUUCGGGGGACAAGGAAGACGCAGCCGCUAAUGUGGCAUCACUGGUAGGUAUAGCGAAGGAAGAAGUAAAAGGUGGCUUGAAGCCCCAAGAUAAAUUGAACUUUGUAACUCAGUUACGAAACAAUGGUGCUGCUGUUGCCAUGGUCGGCGAUGGAGUUAACGAUGCACCAGCUUUAGCAUGUGCAAAUGUCGGUAUGGCACUCAAAACGCAAGCUCGCGUGGAUGCUGCAUCGGACGCAGCUUCGGUCAUUUUGCUUGGCAAUCGGUUAUCUCAGGUUAUCGAUACGAUUGAACUGUCCCGUGCCACGAUGAACAAAGUGUAUCAAAAUCUUGCGUGGGCACUUGCUUACAAUGCAGUGUCACUACCUCUUGCAGCUGGAUUUCUACUCCCCAGUCAAGAUUUUGCUCUUACACCGUCAAUUGCAGGGGGGAUGAUGGCGAUGAGCAGCAUAAUUGUAGUGACUAAUUCAUUACUGUUGCGGUUUCACUGUUUUCCGUCUCUUGCUGAGAUUAAAUUAAAAAAGUGAAAAGGGAACAGGUGUUGCUAACAGGUGUAUUAUGCGGUUAGUUGAUUGUGAAGAUUUCUACUAGUAAACAAGAUUUCUUGUUUUUAAGAGUUGUAAGAUAUUGUUUUGGCAAAUUAUAAGACAUGAGUAUACAUUGAGUAGAUUAAAACAGUGCAAUUGCACCGCAAUGCUGUAGCAAUUAUUGGAAAUUGUUGCAACCAUCUUACUGUUC